Bipolaris oryzae ATCC 44560 is the source of this 864-nucleotide messenger RNA. RefSeq lists its product as uncharacterized. The coding region runs from base 1 to 864 and encodes 287 amino acids. The transcript has a single exon. The record is from RefSeq and is a predicted model, not a curated record. NCBI's taxonomy places the organism in Eukaryota, Fungi, Ascomycota, Dothideomycetes, Pleosporales, Pleosporaceae.
AUGUCAGAACUAACAAAUAUCCGUGUUCCCACGCCAUCCAACCCCUCGAAUCUAGCCCCGCGCUACGAAAUUCGAAAAUUAAAACCCGUCCACCUCCCCUGGGCUACUGCCAUCCUUGCCCACAGCCACGGCUUCCACUCAAAUGUCUGGCAGAAAAUCUGGCCCGACCGCGACCUUGGCCGCUGGGUCGUCGAAAAUUCUCUCAACUUUGAAUACCUAGUCCGCCACCAAAUCGACUCUGGUCUCUCCUUUGGCGUCUUCGACACAGAAUACGUCUUCAAAACCGAUGCAGCGCGCGCCACAGGCGGCGCCCUCCUCUGGGACGCCGACGAACAGGCUACACAGAGUGUCGAAAAGACGCAAGGCCGCGCAGCAGAAGCGAAACGGUUACUAGACCAGAUGGACUUUCCGCUCGUAAGCAUAAUCCUCAGCUACGAUGGCUUCAAGCCGCUUGACCCCGAGAAAAUGAAACCCUUACUCGCCGCUUGGCCUGAAUUCCCUAUUCUCUACGGCGUGCUUGAAAAGCGAGACCAGCGGGACCCGGCGUCGUGGAAGGCCACUGCGCCGCGCCAGGUACUCAUGCGCAAUGCGACGUCUACGCGGGGCGACUAUGAAGGGCGGGGUAUCAUGGGGGCUGCGGCACGGUGGCUGCAGCGCGAGGCGGCGCUGAUGGGAUUCCGGGGGAUUCAGAUUGAAGCAAUGGCGGAUAGGGUGAUUCGUGUUUGGACGGAGGGUGUACAGAAGCCGUUUAAGGGGACGGUGGUAAGUGAGUUUGAGUGUCAGACGCUGGAGGUUGACGGGGAGAAGCCUUUUGGGGCGGCGAGGCAGAGGGUUGUUAAGGCUUGGGUUGAUUUGACGGCUUGA